Messenger RNA from Castor canadensis (American beaver), 958 nucleotides. Lineage: Eukaryota; Metazoa; Chordata; Mammalia; Rodentia; Castoridae. The record is from RefSeq and is a predicted model, not a curated record.
GCAUCUAAGCACCACAAAAAUACAAAAUUUAACACAUGUCAUAGAAUUUCAUCUCAUGAGUUUUUCAGAGGUUCCAGAACUUCAGCCCAUCCUGUUUGGCCUGUUCCUGUCCAUGUACCUGGUCACAGUGCUUGGCAAUCUGCUCAUCAUCCUUGGCAUCAGCUGUGACACCCACCUCCACACCCCCAUGUACUUCUUCCUCUACAACCUGGCUUUGGCUAACAUUGGUUUUAGCUCCACCACAGUCCCAAAUAUGAUCAUGAACAUUCAAACUCAGAGCAGAGUCAUCUCUUAUACAGGUUGCACUGCUCAGAUGUCUCUUUUCCUCCUGUUUGGAUGUAUGGAUGACAUGCUUCUGAGUGUGAUGGCCUAUGAUUGUUUUGUGGCCAUCUGUCAACCCCUGCAUUACACAGUCAUUAUGAACCCUCACCUCUCUGUCUUGUUACUUUUCAUGUGUUGCUUGAUUAGUCUGUUGGACAUGCUGCUGCACAAUUUGAUUGUGUUACAAUCUCCCUGCUUCAAGGAUGUAGAAAUAUCUAAUUUCUUCUGUUAUCCUUCUCAUGUUCUUAACCUUUCCUGUUCUGAUACCUUAAUUGAAAAUAUAAUCACAUUUUUCAUUGGUUUAAUAUUUGGCAUUUUCCCCAUCUCAGGAAUCUUUUUCUCUUACUACAAAAUUGUUUCCUCCAUUCUGAAAAUCCCAUCAUCAAGUGGGAAAUAUAAAGCUUUCUCUACCUGGGGAUCUCAUCUGUCAGUGAUUUGCUUAUUUUAUGGAACAGGCACUGGAGAAUAUAUUGGUUCAUCUGUAUCACAUUCUCCCAGCAGAGGAAUGGUGGCCACAUUUAUGUACACUGUGGUCACCCCGAUGCUGAACCCUUUCAUCUACAGCCUGAGGAACAAGGAUGUAAGUAGUGCUCUGAAGAGGCUCCAUAGUAAUGUCUUCCAUUUGAAAGUGGGUUAG